CCUGCGCGUGCGUGACACGUGAGCUGGGAGCAGGAGGAUGAGGAGGGUGAGGGCGCUCGAGAGCUACACCGCGUCCAGCAGGUGAAAUCCACGCACACGCUCACACACGCGGGUGCAAUUGUCGAAGCGCUCGAAGGGACGGCAGACUCGGACCGGAACCGGUGGUGCGCCGCUUCGGCACACCGAUUUGCAGCAUCUCGCUCCCACCGCCUCUGCCUCUGCUCCGGAGGGAGGCCCCCAGCGGCGGCGGGAUGUAGCAGCGGAUUAACGGCGGAGGAGGACAGCGGCGGGACGGACGCGGAGGGAAGGACAUGGGGAAGGACCAGGAGCUGCUGCAGGCCGUCAAGACCGAGGACUUGCUGACAGUCCAGCGCCUCCUGCAGAGACCUCGGCCCGGGAAAGCCAAGCUCCUUGGAGCAGCCAAGCGGGUGAACGUCAACAUCCAGGAUGCAGAUGGGUUGUCGCCUCUGCAUCACGCCGCUCUGAGCGGCAACAAGGAGAUGAUCUCGCUGCUGCUGGAGGCUCAGGCAGCAGUGGACAUUAAAGACAAUAAAGGCAUGCGUCCUUUGCAUUACGCCGCCUGGCAGGGCAAGACGGAACCACUGAAAAUGCUGCUGAAGGCCGGCUCGUCCGUCAACGGACAGUCGGACGAAGGGCAGAUCCCGCUCCACUUGUCCGCUCAGCAUGGUCACUAUGACGGGUCGGAGAUGUUACUGCAACACCAGUCCAACACGUGUAUCUCGGACACCGCGGGAAAGACGCCGCUGGACCUCGCCUGUGAAUUUGGCCGUGUCGCGGUGGUUCAGCUCCUGCUCAGCAGCAACAUGUGCGCCGCCAUGCUGGAGCCCAAACCUUCCGACCCCAACGGGGUGUCGCCGCUCCAUCUCGCCGCCAAGAAUGGACACAUCGACGUAAUACGGUUGCUGAUUCAGGCUGGCAUUGAAAUCAACAGACAGUCGGAGUCUGGUACAGCUCUGCAUCAGGCUGCCCUCUGUGGGAAGACAGAGGUAGUGCGCCUCCUGCUUGAAAGUGGCAUCAGUGCAGGAGUGAGGAACACUCUGAGUCAAACUGCACUGGACAUCGUCAACCAGUUCACCACCACUCAGGCCAGCCGCGAGAUCAAGCAACUCCUCAGAGACGCGUCCGCCGCCAUGCAGGUGCGCGCGCUGAAGGAUUACUGCAACAACUACGACCUCACCAGCCUCAACAUCAAAGCCGGAGACAUUAUUACGGUUUUAGAGCAGCACUCCGACGGCCGGUGGAAAGGUUGCAUACAUGAUAAUCGCACAGGAAAUGACCGCGUGGGCUACUUCCCGUCCAACAUGGUGGAAGUCAUCAAGAGGGCAGGCCUGACCCCCUCCCAGCAGUGCCACACACUGCUCCUGCGCAGGCCCAACCCGUGUCCCGUUGGCUCGCUCAACGGACACUCGUACCCCCCCUGCAAGGUCCUCCCACUGCACCUGCCCUCCCCUCCCACCCCUCACCCCAACGCGCAAUCCCUCCCGCGCUUCUCCUCGUUCGGGUACGUGCCUCUUCCCAUCUCUCCGCCUUCUCUCUCCACUGCUCCUCCUCCACCUCCUCCUCUGUCUCCUCCUCCUCCUCCUCCUCUCUCCACUUCUCAGGAGCAGCAAAGUCAGACAGGUUCUCGGACCGCCGAGUUGAGUCCUCAGGGCUCUCCCACUUUGGGCCAGCAGAGCAGCACCAGUGAGGACAUCUGGGUACUGCGCAAACCGCUCGCAGGGGGCGAACGCAGCGGCAGCGUGGGUAGCCUCGGAAGCGCUCGGUCGUCGAGCAGUCUGCAGGGCUCGGGGAACACGCACGUGUUGACCACGCCCGCACCCAGUCCUCAUCCAGCGCUGACGCCGGGAGUCAACACGCACGGCCUUAACGCUCCGGGCCUGAAUGCGCAAGCUGAGGGGGUCAAGCUCCUGGCCACUGUCCUGUCCCAGUCGGUAAAAGCCAAGGAGCAUCUCUUGGAGCAGUCGCAGUCCGUUGAACAAUCAGCGAGUUCUUCUUCUUCCACUGUUCACGAGCAGAGGCCGUUCGAGCGCAAGGCAGAGGAGGACGAUGGGAAAAAGCAGGCAGUAGUGGCGUGGCUGGGUGAGUUUCAGCUGCAGUUCUACACCACCCACUUCCUCACGGCGGGAUAUGAUCUAGACACCGUUAGCCGCAUGACCCCUGAGAUGAUGUCAUCACGACCCUCCUGUCUCAGUCACCUGACUCCCCACCUUCCUCCCCCUGGUGACAUGACGGCGAUUGGGGUCAUGAAGCCUGGACAUCGUAAGAAGUUAAUGUCAGAGAUCAGCAAGCUGCCCUCCGCGGACUGGCUGCCAGACCACAAACCCGCCAAUCUGGCAGAUUUCCUUUCUCACUUGGGUCUCAGUCAGUACUACCAGGUCCUGGUGCAGAACGGUUAUGAAAACAUAGACUUCAUCUCUGACAUCAGCCUGGAGGAUCUUCAAGAGAUCGGUAUUUCGAAACUUGGCCACCAGAAGAAGCUGAUGUUGGGAGUGAGGAGACUGAAGGACUUACAGAGAGGAGGAGUCGGUCCGGAGGCUCGAGAGAUUCCCUCCACACCUCCACCUAGUCCGGGCGGCAGCAGUAUCUCGGAGCCCCACACAGAGGCGAGGAAACAGCGGGAGGGUGGUCCAAGCCCGUUGGCGAAACCACGGCAGAGUGUCUCUCAUUCCCAAAAUCCCCCGCAUGCGCUGCUGCAAACUCCGCCACAAACCCCCACGCACACUCAAAACCAGCAGGCCUCCCCAAGAGCUCGGCCGCGGCCCUCCACCCAACAAGCAACGGCGGAAGAUUCGCCCGUGCCGAUGCUCCGGCUACCGAGCGAGGAGGAGGAGCGACGGAGAACUCACAGUCUGAUUGGCUCCGAAACGGACUCACGCUACGCCACCGUGUGCCGCAGUAGCUCCGCUCGCACCCCCGCGGUCGCCAACGAUGUCACCGUCAACCGCAGCCAGUCGUCGGUCACACUCCGUCCUCGCCGGAAAGGUCGGCCCCCGACGCCUCCCAAGCGGUCCUGUUCUUCCAUCACCGGGGGUGACGGGGAGGGAGAAGGACAAGGGGAGGGUUUCCUCGGCCUGCCAACUUUUCGAGAAAGGCGAGCCAGCGACUGCGGCAGCUUGGGGUCGGCUUUAAGAUCUCAGGAGUCAGCGGGCCUGGAGAGAUCAGAGGGGGCUUCAGGGAGCGUGCGCAGCCUCGCCGCCAUGCUCGAGACUUCCAUUGUGAGCGGAGCCAAAACCCUGCCGAGGAAUCUUGGAAGCAGCACCAACUACCUGCAGGUCAGCCCCCCCACGCUCCGUCGCCAGGCCGGCUCAGGCGGUCUUGGAUCGGAAGAUGACUACGUCCUAAAUCGACGCAGGACCAUCGGCGGACCUGAGGGCGACGGGGAGGCCCCCAGGCAGCCGGCACAGCAACGUCCAGAACCGCGACCCCGCUCCACUGUCGUCUCCUCCGCCGCAGAGAUCUCAGACGGCUCGGCGACCCUCCGAAGGAAACCUCGUCCUCCUUCGAAGGACCCGGAAACGCCCGUGUCUCCCACGGUCGUCACCAUGACAACUGGCUCUGACACCUUACCCAGAAGGCAUCACGUAGUUGAGCAAUCAGAAGGCGUCAUCCAAAUAAACAAUAAACAAUCAGACUCUUCCAGAGGUCCGGCCGAUAGUAGCCGGCAACAGAACGGCGGCGUGGUGCUGAGGCGGAGGCCUGUGUCGGAGGCGUCUGAUAGGACAGAGAAGAGUAGGGAGAGCUGUGAGUGGAUGGAGGCCAGGAAGUCCCUGAAGCCACCAGUCUCGUCCAAACCUUCCUCAGUGACGCUGAGGAAGACGCAAGCGGAUCCCCCAACCCCGACACGACGGGUCCCCAUAUCUGGUCCUGAUAGCGCUGACACGGCACAGAGUCCUGAGGCAAAGCGUGUUCCUCCUCCCGUGUCGCCCAAACCUCGCGGGCCUCCAACAGCGCCCAAACCUGGCAAAGCUACUGUGGCCUCGACCGCCGUGAGCCCCGUAGCCACCGCCGCCCCCAAGCCCUCCCCACCGCCGUCCGCCGCCCCUCUGCCCGCUCCCGACACACCUUCCGGCCCGUCCCUCUCACCAGGACUCCCCUUAACGUCUCCCUCGCCCGCCCAGAGCCCAUCCACGCCGUCCCCUCAUCCCGUCAAACCGCCGCGCUCCUCCAUCGCUGGCCUCUCCAUCGACCUGGUGGGAAUGCAGGAGGAGGAGGAGAGGAGGAAGGAGCGCGAGCAGAAGAAGCACAAAGAGGAAGAGGAGGAAGAGGAGAGGACAUCGUCACAGAGGGAAGGAGAUGCGGAGGAGGAAGAGGAGGGGGGGCAGCAUCGUCUGGAGGAGACUAGCGCCUCUUUGGCUGCAGCUUUACAGGCUGUAGAACACAAAAUACAAGAGGAUGAUGCACACAAUGACAAAAAGACAACAGUGUCCAUCCUGGAUGACAUCGGCAGCAUGUUCGAUGACUUGGCCGACCAACUGGACGCCAUGCUCGACUGAUCUCCCGAGUUUCGACACUUCCCGUCCGUCCAUCCGUCGCCUUUCUCUGGAUAGCGUCGAGAAACCGCUCCAGUCCAGAGGCUGCGAACGUCUGCGUUUUGCACCCAAGUGUCCAAGAAGGUGUCCUCCUCUUGGUUCUCUUCGGAUGCCCACCACUCUUUCCACGCACUCAAACACACAUUCGAACAUACACAUAAAAUAACAUGGCCUGCGAUGCUCUGAGCUGACUGAGAAGCACAAUCAUUUUCCUCAUCUCUACAGACGAGAAGAAAACAAAAGCACAUGGACUGACUUGCUGGAGGGGAGAGCGAGACAGACAGGAAGCAGACAGUUGAGCGUUUAUUUAAAAUAAAAAAAUAAAAAACAUGAAAAGUAGACCACUUCCGUCCCUGUCUGCCAAGGAUGCAGUUUUCCCGCUUCUCUUCCUCCGUAUGAACGAUGGAGCGCGCUCCACUGAAGUUCCCGAUGCGUGUGUGAUGCGUUGGCUGUUCAUGUCGUUGUUGUUGCUGUUGUUGUCGUCCAGUUACGAGCGUGUCGUCCUAUAACGAAAUGUCAGUGUCCUCCUUCCGAUAAUUCACACUAUAGUUAUUCCAAAGAUCGGAAUUACGUGUGCCCGGGAAUUCCGGGGGACACCAAAACACCAGAGGUGGGGGACUGGAGUCAUUUGACUUGACUCAAGUCAGACUUCAGUCACUAAUUUUAGGACUUGGGUCUUGCUUGACUAAAACAUACGAAAGACUCAACUUUGACUUGGUAUUCAUUUGACUUGACUGAAACGACAUAAGUCUUGACUGUUUGCAUUUGACAUUCCUCUUUUAAUGACAAGACCGUGUGAUAUUUGUUUUUUUUUUUUUUUUUGUCUUUUGCAUGCAAACUUGGCAACCUACUGGUAUGCUACAACAGUGAUUCCCCAAGCAGGAGGAAAUUAUCCAAUUCCACUUCAUUUGUCCAGGAUUAUCUAUUAAUAAUGAAAUGCCGGCGACAUAUAGUGACAGGCAGAACAAUUAAGUUUGAUGACUGAAGGUACAAUAAACCUGUGUGGUGUGUAUCCAGCUGUUGCCAUUCACACAACAGAAUAAGCCUUGGCUUACUGCGAGUAUAACAGCUUUGUGCUCAAUUAAACAGACCCAGAUUUCACACUGAGAAAGUCAAUUUGGGAGUCAGCUGAGAUGACAUCAUCAUUAUUUCAAAAGUCAAACUUUUUUGUCAUGUUUUCUAAUGUAAAAUUUGUGCCUUGGCGCCACAACCGUUUGGAAACACAGGUUACUACGGUAACGCAGCAACCUGAGACUUGCUUGAAAUUGAAAGGUUAAGACAGAAGACUUGAGACUUGCACAUAAAUGACUUACUCCCACCUCUGUGAACACACAAACAUACCCUCACAUCCUAUUUUAAUCUUGCUGGUUGUUUCGGUGGCGUGUUUGCUCGGAAUUGUAAUUACAUACACACAUUAUGCAAAGACACAGACAAGCACAUGGUGUAUCCCUCUCGUCUCGCUGCAGUCGACAGUGUUUUUCAAAGAUAAUCCUAUAUUUCAAUGCUUUAUAUGGUAAAUCCAGUAUAGUUUAUGAUAGACACAGUAUCUGGUUGUUUGAGCUGUUAGAGCUCCCUCUAUUGUUGAUUAGUAAACCUGCCUCUGCCCCCCCCCCAGCCCUCCUCCAACCCAGUGUGUCAAUUCAUCUGUUUACUCUGCAUCUCUCUGUGCCUUGGUAGUGUUCUUUCAUACUUUUUCUGUUGUUGUUGCUGUUUGCCAACUAAUAUUGUUUGAUGCUCCCCCAGUUCCAUCAUUAAUCUCCCAGUGUAUCCAUGUUAGAAGAUGCUUGUAGGUUUGUUCAGUAUACGACCAUUGAGAAGCAUUUUUGCAAGCCCUACUUUAAGCUGUUAUAAGUCACUUUUGCUGCCUCUUUCCCUCUGAGCUUUUUCCAAUUUCCAGUGGUGGAACCUCUACAUGUAGGAUAAAAACCGCCAUGCAUCCCCAAUAAAGUCCACUCGUAUUUUUAUGCCAUUUGGAAAAAGAUAAAAAAAUAUAUUUGAAGGACAGAUAUAUGUGAAGAAUGACAAUAUUGCUUAUGGAUCAGAGGGGAGCUUAUCAAGUCUGUACAUUUUUGACUGAAUGUGCUGUGAAGGCUGUCGUGCUACAGUCGGUUCUAAAGGUUACGUUUUCUGCUGUGACGAUGCAUUCCUGUACAGAUGUGAACUGAAUAAAUGUAAGGAUUAAAUUUA
Phycodurus eques (leafy seadragon) is the source of this 6737-nucleotide messenger RNA. RefSeq names its product caskin-1-like. The coding region runs from base 312 to 4514 and encodes 1400 amino acids. Gene Ontology annotation, molecular function: protein binding. The transcript has 23 exons. The record is from RefSeq and is a predicted model, not a curated record. NCBI's taxonomy places the organism in Eukaryota, Metazoa, Chordata, Actinopteri, Syngnathiformes, Syngnathidae.